AUGGCAGCGUCUCUAUCUUCCUCUGUCGCUUCCCUCCAGUCGUCCCUUGGGCUUCUUGAUUCCUCGAUCUCGAUUCUCGACUCCGGGGUUAGCGAUUUCCCCCGACUUUGCAAAGUUCUCCAGACAACGCGACACUUUGAACUCCUGCCAGAGCCUACUCUACGAGAAGCACAGCAAUCCUUACUCGACGAAAUCACUCCAAGCAUCGCACACUUACUAUCCCUCGCCUCGAACCACGUGGAAAAGCUCUCUCGUCGCGAGCAGGGCCUUCGAGCUAAAUGCGAAUUACAGGAGGGAAGACUUUACUCUAACGAAAACCGACAAAGUUCGAAUCGUACCCAGAACAGUGCUCUGGGACAACGAGCGAGUGGUGGCAGCACCGCAGCAAGAGCGGCUGAGUUGAGAAGAUUAGUACAGAAGAAAGAGCGCCUCAAGUAUACCGUUGAGCGCUUGGAGCUACAGAGCAGGCAGAGGGAGCGCCAGCUCAGAAAGAGCAUGGCAUUU
This is a messenger RNA of Aspergillus ochraceoroseus IBT 24754, 504 nucleotides long. Its product is annotated as DASH complex subunit SPC19. The annotation marks the transcript as partial. Gene Ontology annotation, cellular component: DASH complex; spindle microtubule. Gene Ontology annotation, biological process: attachment of spindle microtubules to kinetochore. The record is from RefSeq and is a predicted model, not a curated record. The transcript is spliced from 2 exons. Lineage: Eukaryota; Fungi; Ascomycota; Eurotiomycetes; Eurotiales; Aspergillaceae.